AUGUCUCCAAAAGAAUUAUUCACAAAGUACUUGAAGUUUCAACGGAAAAAGAAACAAGAAGAAACCGACCAUUCCAAACCUGCACCUGCACCUGCACCUGCACCUGUCAAAUCCACCCCAACCCGCAUACCAGAUGUUGUGGAACAACUUCAAAAGAGGCCCGUAAACAGGCCCAGGUCUAUUAGUCCUCGGUAUACAUCUACGAGCCCCCAAGCUGCCAAUGAUGGAGGGAGCUACCUCGUGGGGAACAUCUAUGGAGGGGUUUCAAGUACUGGGGCUCAUCAUGGCGGUGGUCAUAAGGAUGGAGGCCAGUGGGGAUGGACAGGUGUAGAAGACGGAGCAGACGGUUCUCAUCAUGAUAGUGGAGGAGGUAGUGGAGGAGGUAGUGGAGGAGGCAGCGGAGGAGACAGUAGUGGAGGAUGUAGCAGUGGUGAUGGAGGUGGUAGUGGUGGAGGAGGAGGAGGAGGCGACGGCGGCGGUGGUGGUUGCUAA
This is a messenger RNA of Fusarium pseudograminearum CS3096, 492 nucleotides long. RefSeq lists its product as uncharacterized. The record is from RefSeq and is a predicted model, not a curated record. The transcript has a single exon. Lineage: Eukaryota; Fungi; Ascomycota; Sordariomycetes; Hypocreales; Nectriaceae. Bases 1 to 492 code for a protein of 163 amino acids.